UAGAACAAGAUGGCGGACUCCUUAGCAGCGGCUCAGGGAGAGGAGAGCGAACCGGAGAAAGAGGGCAGGGAGAGACGGAUGGAGGGAGGUAGUGAGAGCCGGGGGUCGAAGGAGACCUCCGAGGUGACGGAGACGCUGGGGUUUUACGACAAGAAGAAAGUCCAGAAGGACAAGAAACGGAGUCUGUCUGAUCUGUCCCUAGUGAGGUUCAUGGGGGCGGAGCUGACCCGAGGAUACUUCCUGGAACACAACGAGGCUAAAUACACAGAGAGACGAGAGAGGGUCUACACCUGCCUCCGCAUCCCCAAAGAACUAGAGAAGUUGAUGCUGUUUGGCUUCUUCCUGUGUCUGGAUGCCUUCCUGUACGUGUUCACUCUGCUGCCUCUCAGAGUCCUACUGGCCCUCGUCCAACUACUGACCCUGCCCUGCUGUGGUCUGAGGGGGUCUCCUCUCCUCCAGCCAGCCCAGGUCUGUGACGUGUUGAAGGGGCUCAUCAUGGUCUUGUGUUACGUCAUGAUGAGCUACGUGGAUUACAGCAUGAUGUACCACCUGAUCAGAGGACAGUCUGUCAUCAAACUGUAUAUUAUCUACAACAUGCUGGAGGUAGCAGACAGGUUGUUCUCUUCGUUUGGGCAGGACAUUCUGGACGCUCUCUACUGGACCGCUACAGAACCGAAAGAGAAGAAGAGAGCUCACAUAGGAGUUGUACCUCACUUCCUCAUGGCUGUUCUAUAUGUCUGUAUACUUACUGAACCUAAAGAGAAGAAGAGAGCUCACAUAGGAGUUGUUCCUCACUUCCUCAUGGCUGUUCUAUAUGUCUUUCUCCAUGCUAUCCUCAUCAUGGUCCAGGCCACUACUCUGAACGUUGCCUUCAACUCCCACAACAAGUCUCUACUCACCAUCAUGAUGUCUAACAACUUCGUGGAGAUCAAAGGAAGUGUGUUUAAGAAGUUCGAGAAGAAUAACCUCUUUCAGAUGUCUAACAGUGAUAUAAAGGAGAGGUUCACUAACUAUGUUCUGUUACUGAUUGUCUGUCUACGGAACAUGGAGCAGUUCUCAUGGAACCCUGACCACCUGUGGGUGCUGUUUCCUGACGUCGUCAUGGUGAUAGCGUCUGAGGUCACCGUGGACGUCGUCAAGCACGCCUUCAUCACCAAGUUUAACGACAUCACUGCAGACGUGUACGGGGAGUACCGCGCCAGCCUGGCGUUCGACCUCGUCAGCAGCAGACAGAAAAACGCCUAUACAGACUACAGUGACUCAGUCUCCAGGAGAAUGGGCUUCAUCCCACUUCCUUUAGCUCUGCUGUUGAUCAGGGUGGUGACCAGCUCAGUGAAGAUCCAGGGAUCUCUCUCCUUCAUGUGUGUUCUUCUCUUCUACCUGGGGAUGAUCUCUCUGAAGGUACUGAACAGUAUCGUGUUGCUGGGGACGUCCUGUGUGUUCGUCAAAGAAGCCAAUAUGGAGGAGAAGCUGUUCCAGUCUCCCCCCUCUGCUGCCUCCAGCCGCUCCAACUCCAGAGCACACAGACCCACACACACCUCCCCC
Molecule: messenger RNA, 1545 nt
Organism: Salvelinus fontinalis (brook trout)
Lineage: Eukaryota; Metazoa; Chordata; Actinopteri; Salmoniformes; Salmonidae
Product: transmembrane anterior posterior transformation protein 1 homolog
Exons: 14
Biological process (GO): positive regulation of cilium assembly; maintenance of protein localization in endoplasmic reticulum
Cellular component (GO): ciliary basal body; endoplasmic reticulum membrane
Source: RefSeq, a predicted model, not a curated record